Molecule: messenger RNA, 2074 nt
Organism: Poecilia latipinna (sailfin molly)
Lineage: Eukaryota; Metazoa; Chordata; Actinopteri; Cyprinodontiformes; Poeciliidae
Product: 5-hydroxytryptamine receptor 4
Exons: 2
Coding region: 300-1358 (352 amino acids)
Biological process (GO): adenylate cyclase-activating adrenergic receptor signaling pathway; positive regulation of MAPK cascade
Cellular component (GO): plasma membrane
Molecular function (GO): trace-amine receptor activity
Source: RefSeq, a predicted model, not a curated record
UGGAUGCUACACUGUUUUUUCAACAUACAACAAAUAACUGACUGUUUCAUCAGAGCAUUUAAAAUUCUAAGUCCCUCAGCUGUCAUUUCUGUUAUAAUUUGAAUUGAUUUGGCAAGGGAGUUGUUGGCAGAGUAUAUUCUGUCAUGGUAGUUAUUGUUGCAUGCAUUAAUCAAAACCCACCUCCCACCUCUCCCGUCUCUGUCAUCUGGAUGAAACAAAGGCUGAUAGAGCAUUUUACUAUGGAACAGACCUGAGGGCAGACGAUCAUCAUCUCUCCUCUGUUCAGGUUUGAGCAGAACAUGGAGAACAGCAGCCUGGCAUGGCCUGGAAAUGAUAACGCUUCUCUUCCUAUUGAGCUACCGUCAUGCGCCACACUGAGGAGCCAGAUCUCACGGAUUUCCCUGUAUGCCUUCCUCUCGGUUGGCACAGGCUGCACUGUCGUGGGCAACUUCUUGGUUGUCUUGUCUAUUUCCUACUUUAAACAGCUACAGUCGCCAACAAAUUCUUUUGUUUUGUCCCUUGCAGUGGCUGACUGCCUUGUUGGGCUGCUGGUGAUGCCUUUUAGCAUGAUUCGGACUGUGGAGGGAUGUUGGUACUUUGGUCCUCUUUUUUGUAGGCUUCACUCCAGCCUAGAUGUCAUGCUGUGUACUGCCUCCAUAUUCCAUCUCAGUUGCAUUGCCUUUGAUCGGUAUUAUGCAGUCUGCAAUCCCCUGGUUUACUCCCUAAAGAUGUCCAACAGUCAUGUAGCUCUCCUCAUUGCCAUUUGUUGGACUGUUCCUAUGCUCAUCUCGUUUGGCCCCAUAAUGCUAGAUCUUCACGUUGCUGAUGUUGACAUCUUUAUUCCUUCAGACGUGUGUGUGUUCUUGGUCAGCCGCGUUUAUGCUGUCAUGGCCUCUUUGGUAGCCUUUUACUUGCCUAUGGCUGUUAUGCUCGUGGCAUAUUGGAAGAUCUUCAAAGCUGCAAAGCGACAGGCCAAGCAGAUUAGUGCCAUGGAAAGCCAAAUGGCUGCUGGAGUGGGCAAAGACUCGAGCAAGAAAAAAAGACACCGCAAUACGAUGAAGAGGGAAGGAAAGGCUGCAAAAACUUUAGGCAUCAUAAUGGGAGUUUUCCUUAUCUUCUGGAUGCCUUUCUUCACUGUCAACAUUGUGGAUCCGUUCAUUGAGUACACCACCGAAGGGGUCGUCUGGGAUGUUUUUCUCUGGUUGGGAUAUAUAAACUCAUCUUUAAAUCCCUUCCUGUAUGGAUUUUUCAAUCGCUGCUUUCGUAGGGCAUUUCUCAUGUUUCUCAGCUGCAGGGUGUGUCUGCCUGGAAUAUCGUCUGGAAUGGAGUUGUCACAUUCCAAGAAAGAGAAAAACUAAUGUCGAGAGUCAUUGUGAAAUUAAGGUAUCUGUGCAUGUUACGUGGAGUUAUAAAAACCUCAAGUAAGAGCAAGAUGUUUGGGUGAUAUUAUUUGCAAAAAUUGAACUCCAGUACACUAGCCAGACCCCUGAGAGGACAGCAGACCCAGCCUGACCACCUCCAUAAAAAAUGUCUAUCUCCACCACUAGGUAGAGGCUACCUAACCCUUAAAAAUUUUAAUUACAUUUUAAUUAAAGUCCUUCCAGUGAAAACAAUUAGUCUCAUAAACAAAUUUUUCUGAGAACAGGUUUCAAACUGUCAUUUUUUCUUUCUAAAUGUGAACAGCAGAAGGCUUUUGUGUUUCUCUUAUGAAAAGUUUCAGUUGAUCAUGGUUACCAUUGCACACACUGAGUACUGCACACUGUCGUAAGCUGCAGGCAAUGUUUGUGGUGAACAUUGUCUUUUGUCUGAUAUGAAAUGUAAAUGCUUUCAAUAUUCUUCUGCCAUGUAUGGAAAAAAGUUUGCAUAUUUUAUCUUUUGCAUAUUUUGCAAAAGACUAAUGUAAAUGAACUAUGUCAUGUUUUACUAAAUCCGAUUUAAGAUGAUAAAGUUUCUAUUCCGUUCUGUUCUAUUUUAAUUUGCAGCAGUGAGCAUUUAAUGGUACCGGUAUGAAUUUAAAUGGAAAAUACAAUUCAGUUUAUUUUUGGCCAGUAUUAAGAUUUUCAUAAAAAAUUAC